ACUAAGCCAAUACCUUAAACAAUGCAAUUAAGCAUGAAGCAUUCAAUUCCAAACACUUCAAUUUUCUCACUGUUUCUUCUCCUGAUUUCAACUUCAUGGGUACAUUCUCUACCUUCAUUACAAGAAUUCAGCCAAUGCCUCUCCGAAAAUUCUGACAUUUCAAUCCCAUUCACCACAGCCUUGAUCACCCCAAAAAAUUCUACAUUCCUUCCAUUCCUACAAUCUUCUGCACAAAAUCUUAGGUACUUGGUCCCUUCAGCGCCAAAGCCUGAGUUUAUCUUCACUCCAUUGCAUGAUACCCACGUCCAAGCUGCUGUCAUUUGCUCAAAGCAGCUUGAAAUCCACCUCAGAGUUAGAAGUGGAGGCCAUGAUUAUGAGGCCCUCUCUUAUGUCUCCCAAAUCGAAACGCCUUUCAUCAUUGUAGACCUCGCCAAGCUUCGAUCAGUCAUUGUUGAUAUCGAAGACAACAGCGCAUGGGCUCAAGCUGGGGCCACCAUUGGUGAAGUUUACUACAGAAUUGCACAGAAGAGCAAAACACACGGCUUCCCUGCCGGGCUUUGCACGAGUCUAGGUGUUGGCGGGCAUAUAACUGGAGGUGCAUAUGGCUCCAUGAUGAGGAAAUAUGGCCUUGGAGCUGACAAUGUCAUUGAUGCGAGAAUCGUUGAUGUGAGUGGUAGAGUUCUUGAUAGAGCAGCAAUGGGAGAAGACCUUUUUUGGGCAAUCAGAGGAGGUGGAGGAGGAAGCUUUGGAAUCAUCCUUUGGUGGAAGAUAAAGCUGGUUCCUGUUCCGGCAACCGUGACAGUUUUUACUGUUCCUAAAACCUUGGAAACAGGUGCCACUAAAGUCCUACAUAAAUGGCAACAAGUAGCUCCCACUAAGCUGGAUGAAGAUCUCUUUAUUAGAGUCGUCAUACAAGUGUCGAAAGACAGCAAAACUGGCAAUAAAACUGUCAUAACUCUUUACCAAGCCCAAUUUCUUGGAGGUGCUGAUAGAUUGCUUGAUGUUGUUCAAACCAGAUUCCCUGAGUUGGGAUUGACCAAAAAAGAUUGCACAGAAACAAGCUGGCUCAAAUCUGUGAUGUACAUAGCAGGGUACCCAAGUUCGACCCCACCUGAGGUUUUGCUUCAAGGAAAAUCCACAUUCAAGAACUACUUCAAAGCCAAAUCAGACUUUGUCAAAUACCCAAUUCCUGAAAGUGGGCUUGAAGGGUUUUGGAAGAGGCUGAUGCAGGAAGAGUCUCCUCUAGUAAUUUUGACCCCAUAUGGGGGAAUGGUGAGCAGGAUUUCAGAGAGUGCAAUCCCCUUCCCCCACAGAAAAGUUAUCUUCAAAGUCCAGUACCUGACCACAUGGCAGGAUGGGAAAGAAGAUCAAAACAAACAUAUGGACUGGAUCAGAAAGCUUUACAAUUACAUGACCCCUUAUGUCACAAUGUUUCCAAGGCAGGCAUACGUGAAUUAUAGGGAUCUUGAUUUGGGGGUUAACAAGAAAAGCAACGUAAGCUUCAUUGAGGCAAGUGAUUGGGGGAAAAGGUAUUUCAUGGACAACUUCAAGAGGUUGAUUGAGAUAAAGACCGAAGUGGAUCCUGAUAAUUUUUUCAGGCAUGAACAAAGCAUCCCUCCUCUCCCACUCCCUUCAAGAUCUAGAACUUCUACAGGCCAUCACCAUAGAACAGAGAACAGCUAGAUUAUGAUGUUUGCAGCAUGGUAAGUAAGGUCUUGCAUAUGGUUUGAUCAGUGUGCUCUUAUUAAAGGGAAUCAUGUAUGCAUGGUAUAGUGAUUUUCACAUUCCCCGCUUCUCUGCUUGCACUCAUCUCUUUGUUUUGGUCCCUUAACUUCCUUUUAGAUAUUUGAAUAUUUGAUCAAAAAACAAAGAGAGAUGUGCAUGCGAGAAAAAGAAAUUGUAAAAAUCACUUACCAUUUUAUAUAGACUGGAAUAAAAUCAUGAAGGUCUCUUGGUCUCACCAUUCAAUGGUUGUAUAAAAGUGACGUAAUGCAACUGGUAUGGGCGCUGCAGUAAUGUGUCUGUAUGAGAAAAUUGAAAUAUUGACUUUACCUAUUUUAUUUUUUUAUUUUAUAAAAUAUUUGCCCUUUUAUGGA
This is a messenger RNA of Pyrus x bretschneideri (Chinese white pear), 2096 nucleotides long. RefSeq names its product berberine bridge enzyme-like 15. The transcript is spliced from 2 exons. Gene Ontology annotation, molecular function: FAD binding; oxidoreductase activity. Bases 22 to 1683 code for a protein of 553 amino acids. The record is from RefSeq and is a predicted model, not a curated record. Lineage: Eukaryota; Viridiplantae; Streptophyta; Magnoliopsida; Rosales; Rosaceae.